GCUAUCGAAUGGCAAACCCUCUGAAAAACCAAUAAGAAUGCGCAUCCAAAAGCCCUCGCAGAUGCCAAUGCCGCACUCUUUUGGAAAGAUCCAAUCUUUGAUCUUAUAUAUAAUUCUUGGAGAUACCCUUUUGGAUUAGAAAGGAAUCCAAUCAUGGGAUUUGAAGGCGAUAAGCAAGGGUGGCGGCUGACGGAGUAUCUGGAGGCUCUUCCCUUUUCAGGCAUGUUGAAUGCAGUCUCAGGCAUGGGAGGUGGCGGCCAGGUUGACCCAAUGCGGCCAACAAUGCCAACACCGCCGUCUAUGUCACCUUCUCCAUAUUCAGGGUCCUUGGUGGGGGACUUCUUUGGGCUCGAGAAGGCGCCUUCAUCACCUCCUACCCCUCAACUGCCCGUAAAGGCAGCUACGUUUCCUUGUUUGGACUAUCUUCAAUCUGGGAGGUUUGAUGAUGAAGUUCAAGGACUUUGGCUACUUAAUACUUUGCCUAAUUCAUGGAAAACUUUUCACGUUUCAUGGACCAAUGUUGCUCCUAAUGAUGUUAUGACCAUGGAAUAUGCUAAGAUUGGUGUCUUGAAUGAAGAGCUUAAAAGGGACAUGAGGCAGGAGAAGAAGAAAGAUGGUGAUAAUGAGAAUCGUGUUGUAGCUUCCAUUGAUGGAGAUCUUCUUUUUGCUAGUGAUGAAAAUGUCAUCAAUUUUGCAUCUCAUGAGACAAGUUGGGUUGUGGAUUUUGGUGCUGCAUGCCAUGUUACACUUAGAAGGGAAUUUUUCACAUCUUAUACUUUCAGUGAUUUUGGAGUAUUGAAGAUGACUGAUGAUGACCAAAUUAGGGUGAUUGGAAAGCUAGAUGAUGAUGGUUAUUGUAGUUUUUUUAAUGAUGGGCAGUGGAAACUCACUAAGGUUGGAAAAGAUGAAUCAUCAGAGUUAUGGCACAAGAGGCUUAGCCAUAUGAGUGUGAGGGGGAUAGAUUGUUUAGCCAAGAAGAAUGUGCUUUCUAGAUUAAAGGAAGUAAGGUCACAUGGUGGUGCACUUUAUUUUGUCACCUUUAUUGAUGAUUAUUCUAGGAAGCUUUGGGUUUAUCCCUUGAAGACCAAAGAUCAGGUUCUUGAUGUAUUUAAGCAAUUUCAGGCCUUGGUUGAAAGACAAACAGACAAGAAAUUAAAGUCUAUAUGUACAAACAAUGGUGGUGAAUAUUCUGGACCAUUUGAUAACUAUUGCAGGGAGCAAGGUAUUAGACAUCAGAAAGCUCCUCUCAAGACUCCUCAGUUGAAUGGCUUAGCUGAGAAGAUGAACGGAACUUUGAUGGAGAGAGUUAGAUGUUUGCUUGUUGAGGCUAAAUUGCCUAGAACUUUUUUGGCUGAAGCUUUUAAUAUAGUGGCGCAUGUUAUCAAUUUGUCUCCCACUAUUGCUUUGGACAAUGAUGUUCUUGAUAAAUUGUAUGAUCCAGUUGAAAAGAAACUAGUCAAAAGCCGUGAUGUAGUAUUCUUUGAGGACCAAACUAUUAAAGAUAUUGAUAGGGCAGAGAAGACAAGUCUUCAAAGCAAUGAGAGUUUGGUUGAUUCUAAGCUAGCUAUUGAGACUAUGGCACCAAAUGCAGUUGAAAAUCAUCUUCAAAAUGAUGAAGUCCAAGAUAACAUUCAUGAUGGUGAUCAAGUUCAAAAUGAUCAUGUAGAUGCAAAUGAUCUUGAUGCUCCUUUAAAUGAGGCAAUGAAUGAUCAACAUGAUGCUCCUGUAGAGAUCCUAAACUUAAAACUUAUCAAGAAGCCAUGGAAAUUGUCGAAAGAUAGGAAAGCUCUGAAGAAUCGAUGGGUUUAUAGGGUGAAACAUGAAGAUGGCACCUCAGUUCCAUGGUUUCAAAUGGACAAGGCUAAGGUGGUUAGUACUCAUUUAGCUAUGCACUUCAAAUUGAACAAGAAUCAAUGUCCUUCCAAUGAUGAAGAAAAGGAAGAUAUGCAAAGAAUUCCUUAUGCAUCUGCAGUGGAUAGUUUAAUGUAUGCAAUGGUUUGUGCAAGACUAGAUAUUGCUCAUGAAGUGGGUCUAGUUAGUCGUUUUCUUUCCAAUCCAAGGAGAGAACAUUGGAAUGCAGUGAAGUGGAUUAUGAGAUAUUUUCGGGCAGAGUUUAUACCAGCUGUUGAGGCUUGUAAGGAGUUGCUUUGGAUGAAGAGAUUUACUCGAGAACUUGGGUUUGCUCAAAAGAGGUAUGUGGUUUAUUGUGAUAGCCAGAGUGCUGUUCAUUUAAGCAAGAACUCUACAUUCCAUUGUAGGUCAAAGCAUAUUGAUGUGACACCUUAUUCUUCCCAUCACUUCAUGUCUACCGGUGCUCUCCUUUCCUUUUCCAUCCUGCAUCCCACCCGCGUCAUCAGGAACGAUGGAACUCGCUGCACCAACAUCAAAUACUCAAAUGUCUCCACUGAAGCCAUCGAGAUCUUGAAGCUCUUCCGCAAUUGGAAGAUGCUUCUCAUCGCUCCGGCUGCCUGGGCCAGCAAUUUCUUCUACAGCUACCAUUUCAACGACGUUAACGGCUUGAUGUUCAAUCUGAGGACCGGAGGACUGAACAAUGUGUUGUAUUAGGGUGCACAGAUGAUAGGUUCAAUCGGACUUGGACAAGUUUUGGACUUAAGUUUUGAGGCUCUACAAGAUCGUUGGAAUAGUUUACUCAGUUAAAUUUUGUUGACGAUUCCUAAUUUCUAUUACCCACAUACCACACACACUGUAUAUUAAUCCAUAGAGAAUUCAAAUGAAAAUUAAUAGUUCUG
This is a messenger RNA of Rubroshorea leprosula, 2750 nucleotides long. The record is from the annotation of a GenBank genome assembly. Lineage: Eukaryota; Viridiplantae; Streptophyta; Magnoliopsida; Malvales; Dipterocarpaceae.